Messenger RNA from Puccinia triticina, 501 nucleotides. RefSeq lists its product as uncharacterized. Bases 1 to 501 code for a protein of 166 amino acids. Lineage: Eukaryota; Fungi; Basidiomycota; Pucciniomycetes; Pucciniales; Pucciniaceae. The record is from RefSeq and is a predicted model, not a curated record. The transcript is spliced from 4 exons.
AUGAGCAGCCAUGCCAAGUUCAUCAAACAUUUACACUUAAAAGCUCCACUGCUUGCUCACCCUCUGCGCUUUCCUCGCAACCUCCGAAGUCUUCCCUUCCAUCAGUCUUUCCAAAAAUCACAAUACCUGAUAAGUCUCUUGAAGAUGAACUUUUCGACAUCAAUGAAUGCUUUCAUAAUGAUGGUGGCAAUAGUUUGCGUUGGACUAGUGAAUGGCAAACGAGGUAAAGACACAGCGCAAAGGUUCGGCUGUCCUCACGAAAUGGUAUAUGGACAUUGCCGAUGGAUCGACGUGGAUGACAACGACUACAUCACGUGGAACGUCGCUCGUGCUCCUCGUUACGGACCUGGAUAUUCCUGCCGAAGUGUAGAUACCGCAUACUGUUGUACCGAUUUGAAUGAGACUCACUCUGUCCAAGGUAACGGCAUAAAGGCUGUCAACAAUGUCGCCCAAUUCGUAAACAGUGAUCAAUGUGUGGCCGCAAAGACUCAUUACCCAUAG